Molecule: messenger RNA, 1200 nt
Organism: Alternaria atra
Lineage: Eukaryota; Fungi; Ascomycota; Dothideomycetes; Pleosporales; Pleosporaceae
Exons: 4
Coding region: 1-1200 (399 amino acids)
Biological process (GO): piecemeal microautophagy of the nucleus; maintenance of cell polarity; exocytosis
Cellular component (GO): intracellular membrane-bounded organelle; cytosol; membrane
Molecular function (GO): oxysterol binding
Source: RefSeq, a predicted model, not a curated record
AUGGCUGAAAAAGAAGGCUCCGCAGUGCCACCCCAAGCAAAAGGCUCAUGGUCGAGCUUCCUCAAGUCGAUCGCAUCCUUCAAUGGCGACCUCUCUACCAUGACGGCGCCUGCCUUUAUCCUCUCCACAAAGUCCCUCACCGAAUUCUCGUCAUACUGGACUGAACACCCCUCAGUCUUCGUCGCACCUGCUGCCGAAAAGGAUCCCGCCAAACGGGCUAUGCUAGUGCUGAAGUGGUUCCUGAGCACAUUGAAGCAGCAGUAUGCGAGUCGGUCAGAAAAGUUGGGCAGUGAGAAGAAGCCACUCAACCCCUUCUUGGGCGAGCUCUUCUUGGGCAAGUGGGAGGACCAGGCAGGCACAACUCACCUCGUCAGCGAGCAAGUCAGUCAUCAUCCACCAGUCACGGCUUACUCCAUCUGGAACGACCAACACGGCGUUCGACUAGAAGGUUACAAUGCGCAAAAAGCGUCGUUCAAGACCACCAUCAACGUCAAACAAAUCGGACACGCCAUGCUCCACCUCGAUGCCUACAAUGAAAGCUACCUCAUCACCCUCCCUGCCCUCCACAUCGAAGGCCUCAUUACCGGUUCCCCUUACGUCGAGCUCAACAGCAGCACCUACAUCCAGUCCUCUACGGGCUACACCGCGCGCAUCGACUACAGCGGCAAAGGCUGGGUCUCCGGCAAGAAGAAUUCAUUCACUGCAGUCCUCUACCCCGAGGGCAAAGAGAAGGAAGCCAUCUACAAAGCCGACGGUCAAUGGACCGACUCGUUCCAAAUCAAGGAUGCCAAGACAAAGGCGGUGGUCGAUACCUUCGAUCACAAGGCUGUCAAGACGACGCCCCUUACUGUUGCAGCGAUUGAGGAACAGGAUGAUUUUGAAACAAGACGUGCGUGGAAGAAAGUGUCGGAUGCCAUUAACAACGGCAACAUGGACCUCACGUCGUCGGAAAAGACCAUUAUUGAGACGCGCCAGCGUGAGAUGCGACAGCAGGAGAAGGACGCAGGCAAGGAGUGGGAGCGCAAGUUCUUCUCGCGUGCGCCCCAGUAUCCGCUCUUUGAGCAGCUGGCUAAGAAGAUUGGCGAGGGUAUUAAUGACAGUCAGACAAAUGGUGUUUGGAGCUUCGAUAAGCAGAAGGCGGACGCUGCUAAGUCGCCAUUCCACCCUGAUGUUGUGCCGCCGAUUUACGAGAGGAAGUGA